UAGCGAAGAGAAAUGGAUUUUAUGUUUCGUUUUUCCAGUUCGCUGUCACAACUUGAGUCCUUGUUUUUCGGCUCCCUUCAAACUCCUUCUGCAGUUCUUUUUCUCAUUGGCAAAGGAUAAAACCGGCACGUUUGGUUAGCACCGCUUGCUUUUGAACAUUUCUCUGUUGCAGUGAACAUUAACUCUUGAUUAUUACAAUGUGUGGUAUAUUUGCUUACCUCAAUUAUUUGGAGCCACGUACAAGGAAGGAAAUUCUAGAAUGCUUAAUCAAAGGCCUACAACGUUUGGAAUACAGAGGCUACGAUUCUGCUGGUGUCGCUGUUGAUGGAGAUGCAAAUGGAAAUUCCAUUCAGAUUAUUCGAAGAAGUGGUAAAGUGAAAAUGUUGGAAAAUGAAAUUUUCAAUUCCAAAGACAUUGAUUUUGAUCAAACGUUUGAUGUGCAUGUUGGUAUCAGCCAUACAAGAUGGGCUACCCAUGGUGCACCUAGUGCAUUGAAUAGCCAUCCACAAAGAUCUGAUCCGACUAAUGAAUUUGUUGUAGUACACAAUGGCAUCAUCACUAAUUACAAAGAUGUUCAGAAAUUUUUGGUAAAUCAUGGAUUUGAAUUUGAAUCCCAAACAGAUACUGAAGUUAUUUCUAAACUUAUCAAGCAUAUUCACACUAACAAUCCUCAUUUAUCAUUUAGAGAACUUGUUGAACAAGUUAUUCAACAGCUGGAAGGUGCAUUUGCCUUGGUUUUCAAAAGCAAGAUGUAUCCAAAUGAAUGCAUUGCAACCAGACGUGGUAGUCCUCUUCUUGUCGGGAUCAAAAGUAAAACACACUUGAACACGGAUUAUAUACCAGUCUUGUACAGUAAGGAAUUGGAAAAGCAGAACAAACAAGAUGGCAAUGAGGGAUCAGAUUUACGUUCUCCACAUCAACCUGCUGGUACAGUUCAAGCUCAGGGAAUGCAUCGCUCUGACUCAACCACAGAGUUUCAUCCUAUUGGCGAGGACAAACAAGUUGAAUAUUUCUUCGCUUCAGAUGCAAGUGCUGUGAUCGAACAUACAAAUCGGGUAAUAUUUUUGGAAGAUGAUGAUGUGGCAGCAGUAAAAGAUGGAAAUCUGACUAUUCACCGAGUAAAACGACUUCCUGAUGAAUCGCUGUCCCGAGAAAUUAUUACUCUGAAGAUGGCAAUUCAAGAAAUCAUGAAAGGUAGUUAUAGUUCAUUCAUGCAAAAGGAAAUCUUUGAACAGCCUGAAUCAAUCAUAAAUACCAUGCGUGGAAGAGUCAAUUUGGCUGAGGAAACUGUUGUUCUCGGUGGCAUAAAGGAUUACAUCCCUGAAAUCAAGCGCUGUAGACGAUUGCUGCUUAUUGGUUGUGGUACCAGUUAUCAUAGUGCUGUUGCUACUCGACAAAUUUUAGAAGAGUUGACUGAGCUGCCGGUUAUGGUUGAGCUUGCAAGUGAUUUCUUGGAUCGUAAUACUCCCAUUUUUAGGGAUGAUGUCUGUUUUUUCAUAUCUCAAUCGGGUGAAACAGCUGAUACAUUGAUUGCUCUUCGUUACUGUAAAAAUCAUGGAGCUCUUAUUGUUGGUGUCACAAAUACUGUAGGAAGUAGCAUUUGUCGCGAGUCCCACUGUGGCAUCCACAUUAAUGCUGGUCCUGAAAUUGGAGUUGCCAGCACAAAGGCAUAUACCAGUCAGUUUUUGUCGCUAGUCAUGUUUGCUUUGGUUAUGUCUGAGGAUCGAAUUUCUAUGCAAUCAAGACGAAGUGAAAUCAUCAGAGGUUUAAAAGCUUUGCCCGAGUUAAUCAAAGAAGUUUUGAAUUUGGACUCUGAAGUUUUAAAACUAGCAGAAGAAAUGUAUCAUCAAAAGUCUGUUUUGGUUAUGGGGCGUGGGUACAAUCAUGCCACUUGCAUGGAAGGAGCAUUGAAAAUCAAAGAGCUUACCUAUAUGCACUCUGAAGGAAUCUUGGCUGGUGAAUUAAAGCAUGGACCUCUUGCACUUAUUGAUGAUGCUAUGCCUGUUAUUAUGAUAGUGACUAAAGAUCCAGUCUACUCAAAAUGCAUGAAUGCCUUGCAACAGGUUACUGCUCGAGGAGGUCGUCCUGUUCUCAUUUGUGAGAAAGGAGAUGUAGAGACUCAGAAGCAUGCAUUUAAAUAUCUAGAAAUUCCACAUUCGGUUGAUUGUCUCCAAGGUAUUCUCACUGUCAUUCCUUUGCAACUGCUGUCCUAUCAUAUUGCUGUUCUCAGAGAUUGUAAUGUUGAUUGUCCUCGAAACUUGGCCAAAUCAGUGACUGUUGAGUAGACAUUCCUGGGAAAAGCUGCCCAUCAGCAAUUUUUAUUCUAUUUCAUGAGCUUAGAAUUUCAAAAUUUGUAAAUUUGUUAAAUUUCACAUCCUCUAAAACCUGUUCAAUCUAUUUUUAUUUUAGACUUUUGUUUUUAACAGAUUUUAUUUUCAUGCAGCUCUUUCAAAUUUUUAAUCUCCCUGAACGCUUCUCUUUUAGAAAGGAACACAUUUUAUUUUUUGUAAUUGGUCUGUUUCUUUUAAAAUAAGGUGUUGGUGUGUAUUUAUUAAAACUGUCAUUUAGAAGAAGCAUUUAAUUUUUUAGAAUUCGACGUUUUGGGUAGAUAAAUUUUAUGAAAUGUUAAAACCACUGUGUACAGAUUUGAUACAAUAAAAUUUUUUUUAAGUA
Argiope bruennichi is the source of this 2673-nucleotide messenger RNA. Its product is annotated as glutamine--fructose-6-phosphate aminotransferase [isomerizing] 2-like. Lineage: Eukaryota; Metazoa; Arthropoda; Arachnida; Araneae; Araneidae. Gene Ontology annotation, molecular function: carbohydrate derivative binding; L-glutamine:D-fructose-6-phosphate transaminase (isomerizing) activity. The transcript has 19 exons. Bases 198 to 2285 code for a protein of 695 amino acids. The record is from RefSeq and is a predicted model, not a curated record. Gene Ontology annotation, biological process: fructose 6-phosphate metabolic process; carbohydrate derivative biosynthetic process; protein N-linked glycosylation.